AUGUCUUGCUCCCCAGAAGCGGUUGAGCUUGCGAAGUACAUAGAUGGCCCACCACUGGCGGGCAUCUUCAUGAAUACUAUGUUGUAUGGAGUAAUGAUUACCCAGACGUUAUAUUACUACUCGACCUAUGGACGCGACUCCAAAUGGAUGAAAUAUUAUGUCGGAAUCCUGUUUCUCUCCGACACUGUGAAUUCCGUCUUCAGUAUGUGGUUUAUCUACAACGUGCUCAUUAAUCACUUUGGAAGCCUCAAGGCAGUCGAAUUAGCCAACUGGCGUGAGUAA
Messenger RNA from Laetiporus sulphureus 93-53, 282 nucleotides. RefSeq lists its product as uncharacterized. Lineage: Eukaryota; Fungi; Basidiomycota; Agaricomycetes; Polyporales; Laetiporaceae. The transcript has 6 exons. The record is from RefSeq and is a predicted model, not a curated record. Bases 1 to 282 code for a protein of 93 amino acids.